AUGGUGGACCAAGAAAUAUUUAAAUACAGCCCAAGAAGAGGUGCUGCUAGUUUUCUGUCUCUGCCAGGUUCGCCUCUUCAGCAUCCUCGGAUCCGCUUGACAGAUGAUGCUUCAAGUUGUAGCGAUGCUGCUACCUGGCAGAGGAAACGCCUACCUGCUUCUGGAGACCAUGACCAAGAGAAAGAAGCUUUACCUUCUGAAGGAGGUGACAGACCGAGAAUGGAGCCGUAUCCAAUCCCCAAACUCAAAGAGAAACUUGAGGCUGGCGACAUCCUAUUGGGAAAUGAGGAUGAAGAUUCAGAUGAUGACGCUGCUGUCCUCUCAAUCCCUGGUAUGUCACCUGCUGAAAGCGUACUGUCUGAUGAAGAGCUCCUCACGGACCAGAAAAAGGACACCGACAGGAGCGCAAUGACUGAGGUUUGGCAGAGUGACUGGCACAAAAAUCACGUGGCGGCAAUAAGCAGUGAGAAGUUUGACAGCCUCUUGAAAAUGUGCCCUGACUUCCAAGGCUGUAAGAGCCACAUGGCAGCAUUUGUCUUGAUAGAAGAAGUGUUAGACACAACUGGUCGUCCAUGUGAGCAUUACAAGGUGGUGGCGUUGGGAGCGGGUCGUUUAAGCUGCAACAAGUGGCUUUGCUACAAUGGGACGAUGGUACAUGACUGCCACGCCAUCGUCAUCGCCAGGCGCUCUCUUCUGAGGUUUCUGUACAAACAGCUUCUGCUGUUCUUUGAUGUGGAUCCAAAGGCUAAAGAGAACUGUAUUUUCAAGAGCAGCGAAGACAGCCACCAGCUUCAGCUCAAACCCAUGAUCAGCCUGCAUCUCUACACCAAUCAGUGUCCUGAAGGAGCAGCUAAGAACUUCUACUUCAAGGGCUCUGCGAAAGUGUCUAUGAAGCUGCAUUAUCAUGCCAAGAGCCGGCUGGUCCCUGUAGCCUACCUUGACCCAAGUUUCUGGGGUGCCAAAGUGUGCUGCAUGUCUGGUAGUGACAAGUUGUGUAGCUGGACUGUCACUGGGGUUCAGGGUGCAUUACUGAACCACUUCAUCCAGCCACUCUACAUCACCAGCAUGGUGCUAGGGGGUCAGAAGCUCUUAAAUGAGGGAGUGUCUGAUAUCACCAACAAGCGACUGGGUGAUGGAUGGAAACACUUAGUGCCGCCACCCUACAAGAAACACAACAUCUUCUUUCUCUGUGGUGACCAUGUGGGUCCUGUUGUGACCUCCCCGCAGCGUGACAGCCUCAGCGUCAACUGGUGCCUCGGAGACAAGGAUAUUGAAGUUCUGGACAGUACCAGUGGCUUCAUUGUUGAUGGCUCUCCAUCUGUGAGCGGUCCCGGCUUCUCCAGCAGACUUUGCAAGAGAGCCCUCUACAGUUAUUUCUGCAGAGUUGCACAGCUGGGUGGGCACAGCUAUCUGCUGGAUCUUCCCACUUACCACAGCGUCAAGGUGGAAUCUGGCAUCUACCAGACAGUCAAAGAUCUGGUCAAGCAACAGUUUUUGAGAGAAAAUGCGGGUCCCUGGAACUCUAAAAAGCUCGUGGACUGCUUUAGCGCUUGA
Messenger RNA from Scomber scombrus (Atlantic mackerel), 1554 nucleotides. It is a transcript of the gene adad2, whose product is annotated as adenosine deaminase domain containing 2. Gene Ontology annotation, biological process: RNA processing; adenosine to inosine editing. Gene Ontology annotation, molecular function: double-stranded RNA binding; tRNA-specific adenosine deaminase activity; double-stranded RNA adenosine deaminase activity. The record is from RefSeq and is a predicted model, not a curated record. Bases 1 to 1554 code for a protein of 517 amino acids. Lineage: Eukaryota; Metazoa; Chordata; Actinopteri; Scombriformes; Scombridae. The transcript is spliced from 10 exons. Gene Ontology annotation, cellular component: nucleolus; cytoplasm.